Jaminaea rosea is the source of this 1447-nucleotide messenger RNA. RefSeq names its product Leo1-domain-containing protein. The record is from RefSeq and is a predicted model, not a curated record. Gene Ontology annotation, molecular function: RNA polymerase II C-terminal domain phosphoserine binding. Gene Ontology annotation, biological process: positive regulation of transcription elongation by RNA polymerase II; transcription elongation by RNA polymerase II. NCBI's taxonomy places the organism in Eukaryota, Fungi, Basidiomycota, Exobasidiomycetes, Microstromatales. Gene Ontology annotation, cellular component: Cdc73/Paf1 complex; nucleus. The coding region runs from base 96 to 1337 and encodes 413 amino acids. The transcript is spliced from 3 exons.
CGAAGUGAGGCAGUCGACGGGAGCAGCAACUCGAGGCGCUGCCGUUGAUCUUCCCGACUCAACCACCAUCCACAACCCACCCACUACGCAUUAGCAUGUCCGCCUCGCCAGCCGCGGCAGCAGCUGCUUCGCCACUCCCAGAGGCUCGUGAGGGGAGUAAUGGAGAUGCUGAGAUGGCUUCGGUCGCUGCGUCACCUGCUGCGGGAGAAGCGCCGCAGGAUGCAGACGAUGAUGAUCUCUUUGGAGACGACGAUGAUGAUGAUGCGCCCGUAUCAGCAGCCAAGUCAUCGGCUGGCAAGGCGGCCAAUGAUGAUGACGAAGAAGAUGAAGAUGACGACGAAGAUGACAUUCGACCCAGCAACAGAAGGAGAAGAAAGGCAGUCGCCUCCCAAUCACCUGCACGCGGCGACACAGAUGCUAAUCAGAGCUCAGCGCUGCCGACCUUCGAAGACGAUGAGGCCAUCGAAGCAGAUGGCGACGAUGAUGGCGCAUCAGAAGCAGCUCGCCUCGCCCUCGAAUACACAGAGGACGGCCAACCCAUGGGCCAAGCGCUGGAUGGACGUUCCCCCUCCCCCCUUGCCUCCAGGCUAGUCGCAUCCGUCGCCCUCGCCAAUACGGCUCAACGCUUCACACCUCAUCACCUCGCUCGCCUGCCUCUCUUCCUGCGCGUUGAACCAAAGGCGUUCGACGAGGAGUCAUUCAAGGAGAAGCGUCGUGAGGAGAAUGAGGCAGAGGCAGAGGCAGGGAAUGCGGAUGAGAGGCUAAGAGACGUGGAGAGGAGGCUCAGGUGUGAAAAUACCGUGAGAUGGAAGGUCGGGGAGGACGGCAAGCGCAGGUCGAACGCCAGAUUCGUCAGGUGGAACGAUGGGAGCUGGACAUUGCAGGUGGGCAAGGAGCAUUUCGACAUUGCUGGUAUGGAGACUCGUUUUGCACCCGGAGGGCAGGACGCCUCGACCGCAACAGAUGGUGUCACAGGCUCGCAGAGCCAGUCUCAAUCACAGGGCAACGCUCGGCGAGGAGGAUCCAAGCACGGCACCCAGCAACCCCUCACCUACCUCGCUACCCCCGACGCAGAGUCUGGUGUCUUCCAGACACUCACUCCGCUCCACUCCAACAUCUCUGUCCAACCCACCUCACUUCAAUCCGCCACUCACCGGCUCAUCUCCCAAUCUCUGUCCUCCAUCAGGGCACGUGAAGGGGCAAGCAAAGUCACCAUGUCCGACUUGGUUGCGGGCGAACGCGCGCCAGAGGAGGUCAAGCGCGAAGCUGAGCGUCGACUGUUGGAGGCAGAGAGGAAGAAGCGACUGAGGAAGAAGAAGGAGAGAGGAGAACGAUGAUUGAUGAGGUGUCCAAGUCGUCUCGCGGUAAAGGUGGGCUCGGCGGAGUCAGACGAGCCGGUGGAUCCUCACUCGCCCUUGGUGCAGACGAUGAAGAGGAAGAAGACGAG